This is a messenger RNA of Magnolia sinica, 988 nucleotides long. RefSeq lists its product as uncharacterized. Lineage: Eukaryota; Viridiplantae; Streptophyta; Magnoliopsida; Magnoliales; Magnoliaceae. The transcript is spliced from 2 exons. The record is from RefSeq and is a predicted model, not a curated record. Bases 70 to 681 code for a protein of 203 amino acids.
CACACCUUCAUUUGCUUGCUUGCAUUUGCCUCUCUCUCUCUCUCUCUCUCUCUCUCUCUCUCUCAUAAUAUGAUGAAUGGCUAUGGAGAUGAGAACUCACAUUGCUAUAGUCAUCCCAAAGAGGUGAUUAUAGGCAUAUGUGCCCUUUGCUUGAAAGAGAGGCUUCUUGUCUUGGCUUCAAGCCAAGGGCACCUUCCUCGAUCUAAGGACAAACACAGGCCACACAAGGUCCUACACAGAAGGCCCACCAUUAGCCUCCCUAAGGUUUUUGCAUUGGGCUCCUUCCUCCAUCGCCACGAAUCCCAACAUAGGAAAUCCGACGGCAGCGAUCAAGACAUAUUCACUAGCCAUGAAGAUUCAUUUAUAUCCAUCAAAUUCGAGGACAACGGCCGUGCAUCAUGGGACAUCACUACAAGUUCUAGGGUUUCAUCUGAGUCCUUCGAAUUACCUUAUAAUCACAAGUUAAACAAGGAGAUUAAGGGAGGAAAGAGUGUAGUGGAGCAUAUGAAGCCACGUACUACGCUGAGGUGGCGGAAGCGGAUUGGUCACUUGGUCCAGCUAGUCAGAUGGAAGAGAUCCAAUAAGGCCAAUGUGAGCCAUGUUGGCAGCAAGGUGGUGGAGGGAGCGAAGGGAAGGAAAGGUUGGAUAAGAGCACUGACAAAGAGGAAGGCCAUGGAAUAAAGGGGAAGCAAGGAAAGGGACACACACCUUACUUCUCACCUACUUGUGUUGUGUGUGAAAAUAUGUGUGUUUGAUUGUAAAGGUGGAGAUCAUCGAGAUGUGUGAGUGAAAGAAGCACUGUCUUUUUGCUUUCUUUUAUCUCCUUUUCUCUUUCUAUUCUCUUUUUCUUUUUUCUUUUUUUCACCUUAUUGGGGGGCUGGAUUGAGUUUUUGCACCCUUGAGUACUUGGAUCGUUUAACAAUGGGAUUUUUACAAAAUGGCUUACAUAAAGAGAAAUGUACAUCCAUAGGGAUUUGGACACUUUUAA